Molecule: messenger RNA, 3704 nt
Organism: Neodiprion virginianus
Lineage: Eukaryota; Metazoa; Arthropoda; Insecta; Hymenoptera; Diprionidae
Exons: 3
Coding region: 432-3704 (1090 amino acids)
Source: RefSeq, a predicted model, not a curated record
GGACAUAACAGUAGCAGAGGCGCGUGUCAGACAGCAGUGACUUGAGGAAAUUUGGCGCAAAUUUGGGGAAAUUCAAGGAGAAAUAAUCGAGCAAAAGUUAUUAAACAUUAAUUCCGGUGAAGAGGAAGAAAGAGAGGGAAAAGAGGAGCAGAUUCAAAAAGAUUCUGAUUCAGAGCGCAUGAUUUUCGAGACAGAUUAUUAUGCGAUAGCGACAAGACUUCAGAGUGUAAUAAACGCUCAACAACAAUACGAGCAGCAGCUCGUUCAGCAAGUAAUCGCACAACGCACAACAACCACCGCAAAAUCCUGGCGGUGCCGGUAUUCAACGAGCUGAACAGCAACGGAUUGAUAUAAAACUUCCGGUUUUAGCCUUACCAGAGUUUAAAGGCGAUUUUAACGAAUGGCUUCUUUUCAAAGACGGCUUUCAGUCCAUGAUUCAUGACAAUGUUAGUCUCUCAGCAAUACAAAAAUUUCAGUAUUUGAGAAGCGCGCUGAAAGAGGAAGCGUUACAGGUCAUCGGCGGAUUAGAUACAUCAGCAGAAAACUAUGUAAACGCAUGGGAAUUAUUAAAAAAUAACUAUGAAAAUACAAAGCUGCUCGUGAAUACGCAUUUAAAUAAAUUGCUCGAUUUUCCCGCGGUCGCGAAAGAUAAGCCGGCGACGAUGAGGCAACUAAUAGUUCAUAUUCGCACACACUUAAAGGCUCUGAGGACACUACGACUUCCGGUGGAGCAUUGGGACGAUUUGCUAAUACACAUGGUCAAACCCAAGCUCGACUACAAUGCUCAAAGGGACUGGGAAGAGGAAGCCAAUAGAAAAAGUCGCACUAUCGAAAUGAUUGACCGAGGAAAGAACAAAACCGAGACAACAAAACCGCCGGCACCAAGAAAGCCAGCGAACUCGGUAUCGGUAGCAACUGCAACACAACAAUCUUGUCCAGUAUGCAGUAACGCGCAUGGGGUAUUCGAGUGUUCUGACUUUUUGCAAAUGUCGAUCUCGGAUAGAAUACAAGGAGCAAAAAAGAAGAAAAUCUGUCUGAAUUGUUUGGAUGAAGGGCAUUUUUCUGCAAAUUGUAGAUCUUCGGGUUGUAAAAGGUGCCAGGAAAAACACAACACGCUUUUACAUAUUGAGCUGCAUGAAAGCACGACGACGAGUCAAAAAGGUAACGAAGCUCCUAAUAAUCCAGUCGUAACGCUGUGCGCAAAAGAAGAACAACCAAAUUUACCGACAUCAGCAGUCGUGAAUGUCGUUCGAAAGCCAAACAAGCAGAUUAUCUUAUCAACAGCUCAUGUUCAUAUAGACGACGAAGACGGUAUUCCACAGAGUUGUCGUCUCUUGCUGGAUCCAGGCUCGCAAUCGAACAUCAUCACCGAAGAUCUCGUGCGUAGGCUCAAACUUCGAUGCCGGAAACAGAACGAAUUCGUUACAGGAAUAAAUCAGGUACAAACACACAUUGCAAAGAUCGUCGAUGUAAAAAUUACGUCGAUGCACACCGAUUAUACAGCAAAGAUCGAGUGUCUGGUUUUGCCAAAUAUCACAGAGAGAUUGCCGCAGCUAAAACUAAACAAAGGGUUAAUAUCCUUACCGAAAGAACUGAAACUUGCCGAUCCUUCGUUUCACGAGCCAGGGAAAAUCGAUCUCCUCGUGGGAGCAGGAUUAUUUUGGCAACUACUGUGUGCAGAUUCAAUCAAACAACAGAAAGGGGUACCGAGGCUUCAAAACACUCUUCUGGGUUGGAUUGUUGGAGGAGAGCUCAUCGACGCGGCUUCAAAGAAUCCUUCGCGAUUCUGUGGAUUAAUAACUAACACGGUGCUUCAAGCACAGUUGGAAAGAUUCUGGAAUCAGGAAGAAUCUCGAGAAACAAGAAGUUACACAAGAGAAGAAGCAGAGUGCGAACGACAAUUCAUGAAUACAUUAAAACGGUACAGCGAUGGAAGGUUUAUAGUAGCGUUGCCGCAGAAAUCUGAUGUCAAACUCGGUGAAUCUGUGCGCCAAGCAAAACGUCGACUGGCCACUCUUGAAAGACGGCUCAAGUCUAAUCCACAAAUCAAAGCAGAAUACGCUCAAUGCCUGCAAGAUUACGAACAACAAGGUCACAUGUCACUCGCACCAGAUGUAACAUCGGCAAGGACGGAAGACACAUUUGUCUUGCCGCAUCAGCUAGUGAUACGCCCGGAAAGUAUCACGACGAAACUACGUGUCGUUUUUGAUGGGUCAGCGAAAACCUCCUUCGGAACAUCGUUGAAUGACAAGCUUUUAAUAGGACCGAAUCUUCAAAAGGAUUUGUUCGAAAUUAUUCUGCGGUUUAGAUCGCAUAAAGUCGUGCUAACAGGAGACAUAACAGCCAUGUUUCGACAGAUUCGCGUUCGAGAGGAAGAUCGCGGAUUACAAACAAUCUUGUGGAGAUCGGACGUAUCACAACCAAUUCAAACGUACCAGUUGAACACCGUAACCUACGGCACAGCUCCAGCACCCUUUCUAGCGAUGCGAUGCUUACGGCAGCUCGCAGCGGAGGACUCUAAAUAUCCUCAAGCAGCAAAAACGAUCGAGGAAGACUUUUACAUGGAUGAUGUGUUGACCGAUGCGGAAACAAUCGAAAAAGCGGUCUCUUUGCAGCAACAAGUCUCCAAAAUCCUUCAACGAGGACAGUUCCAGCUCCGAAAAUGGCGCUCGAACGACGAUCGAGCGUUAGUAAAUUUAUCACACGAUUCUGAGGCAGACAGUCUCUUGAAACUCGACAAGGAAGGAGCUCUAAAAACUUUGGGCCUUCUGUGGGACGCGAAAACUGACAUCAUGCAAUAUAGCGUGACAAUUGAUGAAUCGACAAAAAUAUCAAAGAGACUCGUGCUGUCCAAGAUUGCUCAAAUAUUUGACCCUUUGGGUUUAUUGGGUUCUACACUAAUUAACGCAAAGUGUAUAAUGCAGCAGAUCUGGCAAUUGCAAACCGGUUGGGAUGAGAAUUUACCGCCGCAGCUUCAAAACACCUGGGAUGAAUACUACAACUCGUUACCUAAAAUAAACGAGAUACGCAUACCGAGAAAUAUAAAUCCGGGAAACGACAGCGGAAAAUUCGAUCUGAUUGGAUUCGGAGACGCUUCUGAAAAGGCGUAUGGAGCUUGCCUCUAUGCAGUGUCAAGGAAUUCAAAGGGUGAAACGAAUUCACAUUUGAUAUGCUCAAAAGAAAAUAUGGCUAACAGAGUGACAAAAAUUCAAAAUUUAACACGCAAUGCUGUAUGGCUUCAUGUCCCGUCGGAGCAUAAUCCCGCAGACUUAAUAUCGAGAGGCAUGACGGUCGAAGAUUGGGAGACAAGAGACUUGUGGUGGCACGGACCUCCUUGGCUAAAAACCGGAGAGUGGCCCGAACAAAAAACCAUUAACAUCGAUACAUCCGAGAUGAAACCAUCGGUUGUACUCAUCUCAUCAAAAAGCACGAGUGACGUGCUGAGGAAAUUUUCAACAUACGGAAAGCUUGAGAGAGUGUUAGCUUACUGCAUUAGAUUCAGAUUCAACGCCUUGGGCCCAAAACAGAGUGGAUCUUUGACAGUGGAGGAGCUCGAGCGCGCCGAAAAGGCGAUAGUGAAAAUGACUCAGAGAGAAUCAUUCUUUCCGGAAUACAAUGCAUUGAAGCAGGGUGAGCAAGUCCCAAAGGGCAGUAAACUUGCCGUUCUCAGCCCUUUCUUAGACAAGAGGGAAUUAUUCGAGUAG